Messenger RNA from Triticum turgidum subsp. durum (durum wheat), 1653 nucleotides. NCBI's taxonomy places the organism in Eukaryota, Viridiplantae, Streptophyta, Magnoliopsida, Poales, Poaceae. The record is from the annotation of a GenBank genome assembly.
AUGGUCCAGCCGCACUUCCACAAAUGGAUCCCCAUCCACGGGCGCACGUUCCUGUACUGGUUCGGGGCGAGGCCGAGCCUGUGCGUGGCCGACGUGAACAUGGUGAAGCAGGUGCUCUCCGACCGCGGCGGGCUGUACCCCAAGAACCUCGGGAACCCGCACAUCGCCCGGCUGCUCGGCAAGGGGCUCGUGCUCACCGACGGCGACGACUGGAAGCGCCACCGCAAGGUCGUCCACCCGGCCUUCAACAUGGACAAGCUCAAGAUGAUGACGGUGACCAUGUCCGACUGUGCCGGGUCAAUGAUGUCGGAGUGGACGGCAAAGAUGGAGAAGGGGGGCAGCGUGGAGAUUGAGCUGAGCCACCAGUUCGAGGAGCUCACCGCGGAUGUCAUCUCUCACACGGCAUUCGGAAGCAGCUACGAACAAGGGAAAAAGGUCUUCCUCGCGCAGAAGGAGCUCCAGUUCCUUGCCUUCUCCACCGUAUUCAACGUGCAAAUCCCAGCAUUAAGGUACCUUCCAACCGAAAAGAACCUCAGGAUAUGGAAGCUUGACAAGGAGGUGAGGACCAUGCUGAUGAACAUCAUCAAAACCCGUCUUGCCACCAAAGACACCAUGGGCUACGGCAACGACCUGCUUGGGCUUAUGUUAGAGGCGUGCGCGGCAGAGGGUGGCCAUAAUCCGAUUUUGAGUAUGGACGAGAUCAUAGAUGAGUGCAAGACCUUCUUCUUUGCCGGGCAUGACACCAGCUCGCACCUGCUCACAUGGACCAUGUUCUUGCUGAGCACGCACCCCGAGUGGCAGGAGAAGCUCAGGGAGGAGGUGCUAAGAGAGUGUGGCAGUGAGGUUCCCACCGGUGACAUGCUCAACAAACUGCACUUGGUUAACAUGUUUCUACUGGAAACUCUCAGGUUAUACGCCCCUGUGUCGCUCAUUCAGAGGAAGGCGGGUUCGGAUCUUGAGGUUGGUGGCAUCAAAGUGCCUGAGGGCACGGUUUUGACGAUCCCCAUCGCGAUGAUCCAUCGUGACAAGGAGGUAUGGGGAGAAGAUGCCAACGAAUUCAAGCCUAUAAGGUUCGAGAAUGGAGUGACGAGGGCCGGAAAGCACCCCAAUGCCUUGUUGUCUUUCUCCAGUGGGCCGAGGUCAUGCAUUGGGCAGAACUUUGCAAUGAUAGAGGCCAAGGCUGUGAUCGCCGUGAUUCUUCAGAGAUUCUCAUUUUCCCUAUCACCUAAGUAUGUCCAUGCCCCAAUGGACGAGAAACUCAGGGAGGAGGUCCUACGAGAGUGUGGCAGUGAGGUACCUACCGGUGACAUGCUCAACAAACUGCACUUGGUCAACAUGUUCCUACUAGAAACUCUGAGGUUAUACGCCCCUGUGUCGCUCAUUCAGAGGAAUGCGGGUUCGGAUCUUGAGGUUGGUGGCAUCAAAGUGCCUGAGGGCAUGGUCCUAACGAUCCCCAUCGCGACGAUACAUCGUGACAAGGAGGUAUGGGGAGAAGAUGUCAACGAAUUCAAGCCUAUGAGGUUCGAGAAUGGAGUGACUAGGGCCGGAAAGCACCCCAAUGCCUUGUUGUCUUUCUCCAGUGGGCCGAGGUCGUGCAUAGGGCAGAACUUUGCAAUGAUCGAGGCCAAGGCUGUGAUCGCCGUGAUUAUUUAG